Alternaria atra is the source of this 1290-nucleotide messenger RNA. RefSeq lists its product as uncharacterized. The transcript is spliced from 2 exons. NCBI's taxonomy places the organism in Eukaryota, Fungi, Ascomycota, Dothideomycetes, Pleosporales, Pleosporaceae. The record is from RefSeq and is a predicted model, not a curated record. The coding region runs from base 1 to 1290 and encodes 429 amino acids.
AUGUCGACAUUGAUAUUCCCCAACAAUGACGUACGGCCGGCCAGCGCGAGACGCUCCUCUGUGGGGUCUUCACCCAUCAGCACCGACGUAGUGUUACAACACAACACAUCAUCCCGACCUGCCCCUUGGUCGCAAGUUAACACUCGUCUCGAAUACGAUGUACGAGCCGAAGAAUUGCCCCAAGAGUUACACGCACACUUAGCAAAUGCGGAGCCCGAUCUGUGCGAAGCCGAUACACACGUACUCAAUCGUUGUACCUCUUUGCUGCUUGCGCCAUCGAUUCCGUCGCCUAUACCAUCAUCGUCGACCGCUGAUGUUGCUCGUUGUGGACAAUGCCCUGUGGUCUUCACUGGGGCGUAUCGAAGAGGCAACCUCGGGCGACACAUCCGGCAGAAACAUGCAUUAGUCAGAGGGAUUAAAUACAGGUGCACAGUUGCUGGGUGCGACAAGGCCUUUGCUCGUAAAGAUGCCAAGUUGAAACACGCACGCAAGCACCACCCGGGUCUACACUCCGAACCCGUCAGGAGAAAGCAAGGCAACCAAGCUACCGCUGCAAGCUCACCGCGAAACGCUGGCGGUGAUUCAACUCCCCGGCGUCGGUCAGAUAACAUACCUGUCCGAAUUAAUCGCCGCUCAGGAUCGCGUGCUGCUGGAACGCGUACGCACAUGGCACACGCUACCGAGCCCGCAGGUUCUAGAGAUCAGACUUUCCAGCGGAUCAAUUACAUCAACCAGACAGUAGGAGCAGCAGUCCUAGCUUAUCAUCCUGCAUAUUCAUUCUUUCAGUUUGGCCAACAUAAUGAUUCACCGAACAAUAUCAGCCACCAGGAAAACCGACCCUCUCCCCAGCACUUACAUCUUCCUCUCGCUGACUGGAUCUAUGGACAUCCGUCUCCACCAGCAGCUGCAAGCGGUUAUCAUAGUUCAAUGGGCAUGAGUACUCAGUCAAGCAGUCAAGAUUUCGACACUACGCCUUCAUCAUACUUCCACUCCAUACAUACUGAGUCGACCUCGGUACAAGGUAUAGACGAUCCUAUGUUGCGAAGUCCUCCAGCAUCGCCUAAUCCUUACCAUCCUACGUCGCUACAGUCUGGAGCCUCAUCAAACCCUACAUCUCAGAACAUUCCGCCUGUUGAAGAGACAGUGCCAGAAGACUAUUCCCAGGUCAUACCUGGAUCUGAUACAAGCAUUGAUCUUUUUCAUAUUGAUCCGGUCCUUUAUCAGCAGUCAUUAGAAUGGUCUUACUCCCUGGACGAAGAGCUAAGGGGACAAGACCUGGGUAAUAACUGA